UUAACGGCAGUAGGAAGUGGUCAGGAUGUGUUUGUGUCGCUGUUCCAGAAAUGAAAAUCAUUGAAUCAGCGUUGGACAGGGAGCUAAGCGUCUCCGCCGGACGCCGCGCUGUGUCACGAAUUCUGUGCCGUGGCGUGGCUCGGUAGUCCACUGCCUGCUCCUCUGGUUUCACCCGAACCAGCCUUCACUCGAAGGUAUUUGACAUUUACAUCAGAAUUGUGUGAUUGCGAAAUGACAGCGGGAUACGCGAAGUGCUACAUUGAUGGCUUUCAGGCGUUACGUUAGGCGUUCGACCCAGCUCUACCUUUUGAACUUUCGAGAUGUCAGGAGCUAACGUCAUGGAGUCCACCAAAGCGCUCGGUAAACUGGAACUGAGCCCUGGCUUGGGUGCUAUUGGGGACAGCAAGUCCAUGAAUAAGUCCGGCCAGCAGCUUCUGGGACCACAGGACCACGCUCACCUGAACGGCUGUGUCCCACUUUCUCAUCAGGUGGCAGGUCACAAGUAUGGAGUAAAGAAAGUUGGUAUUUUACAACACCCGGAUGGAACGGUCUUGAAGCAAGUUCAGCCUCCACCCAGAGGACCACGAGAAAUGCAGUUUUAUAGCAUGGUGUUUGCAGAGGACUGCUCCGAUCCUUGUCUGCUGGACCUCCAGAAACACCUUCCCAAAUAUUAUGGCACCUGGUCCUCUCCUGACAGCCCAAACGAGCUCUACCUGAAGCUGGAGGAUGUGACGAGUGGCUUCAACAAGCCGUGCAUCAUGGAUGUGAAGCUGGGCCGCAGAAGCUACGAUCCGCUCGCUUCACAGGAGAAACGGGAGCAGCAGAUCAGAAAAUACCCUCUGAUGGAGGAGAUCGGAUUCCUGAUCCUGGGCAUGAGGGUCUAUGAUGUUCGCAGUGAAACGUUCAACUCCUACAACCAGCACUAUGGAAGGGCCCUGGCUCAGGACACGGUUAAAGACGGCUUAGCUGCAUUCUUCGAGAACGGCGUGUGUUUGAGGAGGGACGCCGUCCGGGCCAGCAUCUGCAGGGUCCAGCACAUUCUCAACUGGUUUCACUCCCAGCACCAGCUGGCCUUCUAUGCCAGUUCCCUUCUUUUCGUCUACGAGGGUCUUCCCUCCUCUUUCACCUCAUCCUCCUUGUCAUCUCUGCUCAUUGGUCCGUCAGUCGGCGACACCGUGGUGAAAACCACCCAUUCGGUGCUGGUUGGUGAUGGCGGUCAGAGCCAGGAAGAGAAAGCUGGUCAGCAGGAAGCUGGACAGGAAAACAAGCUAGCCGAGUACAACAACAACACCGAGGUGGGCGUUUUGUGGGUUCACACCAAUCACAGGAAGGACGGGGACAAGCCCUGUGUCCGGGGUCACCUCCACCUCAGCAGGGUGGACGAUGUAGUUGCCGAGGUAACGAAAGAAUCCGAUCACUCUCCUGUGCCGUACGAAGAAGACAACACGUGUCAGAGGAGGGCCGACUCGAAGCUGUCACCAAACGGGAACAGAAACCAGGAUGGAGACAGAGGCAGGACAGAGGAGGACGAGGACGGGCUGGAGGGACAGAGGGGGACAGUCGGACACGGCGGGACAGGAGACGCAGCCGUGGAGGUCAGAAUGAUCGACUUUGCUCAUGUUUUCCCAAGCGAUAGCCUGGACCACGGCUACAUCUAUGGCCUGAAGCACCUGCUGACGGUGCUGGAGCAGAUCCUGUGUGACGCCGCUCAGAGCGCGCUCAGUCCGCCUACCUCCUGAAGUCCACACACAACCACUGUGUCUUCUGCUCAGCUAACGCAAAACUGGAACGGACUGAAGUCUGACGGAUGAGCCACCGUUGAUUCUUCUUAUCCUGAUGGCUUUAGCUGCGUUUCUGUUCGUGACUGCGUCCCGUAUUUUAUCACAGGUUUUAUUGUCGUGAACAUGUAUUAGCGCCUCAGCUGUUGGUUGUUUUGGAAAAGUUCUGGAUAAAUAAUAUUUUAAGUUAUAAAAACAAAAUGCAGCCUGUAUUUCCCACAACUUGUGGGUCGUAUUUCUGGAAUUUUAAUUCCACAAAACGUACAACCUGGAAAUUCCAGGAGUUCAUCCCGCAUCUAUCCUACAUGUUUCUACGUCGUACCCUGAUUCCAGCUGAUUAUGGUCCAGCCCCCCCCCAAGCUUCCCUCCACGCAACACCCUGUAAGUUGUGGGAUGCCCAGGCUGCAUUACGACCUGCUACCUUCAUACCUUGAUCACUGGAAAGUCUUUUAUUAGCAUGCUUCAAAUGAGCAACAUGUUCCUGUUUUUCUCAUCUCUUUAUAAGAUACAGGAUAUGUGUUCUAUAAUAUCACUUUACAUUAUGCAACUGUAUAAGUGCUAUUUUGACUAGCUAUAGUGAAUUAGUGACGUUUUCAGACUGUCUGGCUCUGUGUCAGGCACAUAAUCAACUCCUAAUGCAACUCCCAGUCUGAUCACCUGACUAAUUAUUAGAGGUGUGCCGAUCGAUCGGCCACCGAUCAUAAUCGGCCGAUUUCCGUGAAAAAGUGUAUGAUCGGUG
Messenger RNA from Poecilia reticulata (guppy), 2517 nucleotides. It is a transcript of the gene ipmkb, whose product is annotated as inositol polyphosphate multikinase b. Lineage: Eukaryota; Metazoa; Chordata; Actinopteri; Cyprinodontiformes; Poeciliidae. The record is from RefSeq and is a predicted model, not a curated record. Gene Ontology annotation, biological process: inositol phosphate biosynthetic process. Gene Ontology annotation, cellular component: nucleus; cytoplasm. Gene Ontology annotation, molecular function: inositol-1,4,5-trisphosphate 3-kinase activity; inositol tetrakisphosphate kinase activity.